AUGGAUGACAGCGGCGUGUCUGUGCUGUGGUACAAGAGGUCAAAACCCCAGGGCAAGGUGAGGCGACGUGUUCAAGACCUCCGCAUACCUUCCCCAUCUUGUUAUGAUUAUAUAGCCAGCAGACCCGCGUUGGACCUGAGCCACAACGAGAGCGCUCGUCUUGCAGUGGACUCACUGCUUAACCAGGGCUUAGAGGCUUACCACGCAGUGUUGAAUGCAGAUGGAGAAGUGGACUUUCUGUCGGAGCUGGAGAAGACUUACAUCCUGGAGAAUGGGAGAGAUGGCAAGACAGCUGAUCCUGGUGCAUCUGAUGAUGAUGAUGAUGAUGAUGAUGACAAAGAUUUAGAGAGCUUGUCUGAUGACUCCCAGUCUACCACACAGUGUCCUGCAGAGUCCACGGACAGUAAUCCUACCUCAGGCUUGGAACUAAGCAGCAGAAAAGAUGUGAAGCGCACUGAUCUUGUCCCGGAUGAGCCCAAUGUUGUGGUUUAUUUCCAGUCUGACAGCAGAGCAGCUGCCAUGAAAGACCUGGUCCGAGAGUUCAUCAGAAAGGCUGGAAUGGCCCUGGCCAUAGUGAUUGACAGCUUCACUGAUGUAGAGCUGCUAUUUGACCUUCUGGAGCUGAGCAAGAAGAGGAAUGUGUCUGUUUAUCUCCUGCUGGAUGAUCUCAACCUGAACCUUUUCAUCAGCAUGUGGCAGGACCUGAAACUCAACAGCAAAAACUUCCCUAAACUGUCAGUACGCAGCGUCGCUGGACAGACAUACUGUGCCAAGACCGGCAUGAAGCUGACCGGUCAGAUUUCUGAGAGCUUUAUCAUCACUGACUGGACUGAGGUGCUGGCUGGCUCGUACAGUUUCUCCUGGCUGUCCUGGCAGGUCCAUCGAAGUCUUGCUGUUCUUGUAAAGGGCAGCGCAGUCACACCUUUCUAUCAGGAAUUCCUCAGGCUACACUCAAGCUCCAAAACAGUCCCCGGCUUUGUCACUUUUAUUACUGUGCCUCACACUCUCCCUCUGUAUGAUGCAUUACAAACAGCUCAAAACUCUAACACUAAUGCCAGUUACUCAAAAUCACACCUGACCAAAACAAUCUGCAACAGGACUCAGAAUGAAGAUGCUCAAAACACUCAGGCCAAAGAAACACUGAGGGUUUUAUCCAGCCCACAGAGUGCAGGAUGGGAGUGCAGCAGUGGUAAUAUUGAGCCUCUACACAGAGCAGACACUGGUACACUAGUACAACCUCCACAACAGCAACCAAAAACUCAACCACAGACACUGCAGAAUGUACCUGUGGGAAAGCCAAAGCAUACAGUGGGAGCUGUCUGCACACAGCAUGGUGCACAAAUGCGUGUGAAACCUUUGGAGAAGAAUCAAAACAAGAUCCAGAGUCACUCAAACCCUCUGGGUCACACUCAUGUCUCAUAUGUUCAGUCUCAGCUCACCAGCUGCAUCACCAUCCCCACUGCAGCGGAAAAAAAUGCGAGUGCUCAAGAGUCACACCCUGCCUCCCCCACAAAAGGACAGCACAGGAUUGUCAAUUAUCAAUCGACUUUUAAGAAAUAUCUCGAGCACCAUAGCGUGGGUACUGAAGAUCUUCUCUUUCGUCAGAUGAAUAGGCACAGAUUGACGGAGCCUUCAGGGAUUGCUGCAGGUCUAAACACGCAAAGACGACUAUGGAACUACUCAUUUCACUUUAAACCGACGGUGGACUUUCUGUCUGAUAAUCCCAAAGUCCUGUCUCCUUCCACAUCACAGCAAAAGCAAGCAAAGAUGGACAUGCAGAUACCUUUAACCCCCCCAAGAGGGCAUACAACUGGGCUACAAACUAGAGUGUCCUCUAUGGGAACCAGGAGGCAAGAUCAGCCCCUGCGGCCCCACCAACCUUCCCUCCAGAAACACCCAGCAGCAGAGGCUCCACGUACAAAAUCAGCAUUAUCAGCAACCCUAGCUCAUCUUAAACCUCAGCUCCAGUCCGACUCCAAGCUACUCUUCUCAGGGACACAUCUACAGCCCCACACCUCCCAGCAGGCCAGGCCCCCUCCAAGACUAAACUGGAUGCCCCAGAGUCGCGCUGAAAGGCCUAAACCUGUGGCUCGCCAAACCUCCUUCGACACCACAUACGGCACAGGACAGAAAAUGGGCGGACAAGUGGGCAGCAGGCCAUUUCACAGCAGCAUGCAUACAUCAUUAGGAAGGAGCAAAAGCCUGACCGACAGACACUCAGCGCGCCUGAAUCCAAACAUAUGCAAAACGUGA
Messenger RNA from Plectropomus leopardus (leopard coralgrouper), 2253 nucleotides. The record is from RefSeq and is a predicted model, not a curated record. Lineage: Eukaryota; Metazoa; Chordata; Actinopteri; Perciformes; Serranidae.